CCAUAGUUGAAAGGGGGCGUGGCUUUGGCUAACCUCGUUUGGGGGAAAAAAGACUCAUCCCAUAACAGAAUAUCAUAACAAUAAGGAAAUUGUUUUAGGUCUAGUGAAGGCACGCUGAUAUGGAUGACACACUCUUCCAACUGAAGUUUACAGCAAAACAGCUCGAAAAACUUGCCAAAAAGGCAGAGAAGGAUUCAAAAUCCGAGCAAGCCAAAGUUAAAAAGGCUCUUCAGCAGAAGAAUGUGGAAGUUGCCAGAGUAUAUGCAGAGAAUGCCAUCCGUAAGAAGAACGAGGGCCUUAAUUGUCUGCGCAUGGCAUCUCGUGUUGAUGCUGUUGCCUCCAAGGUCCAGACUGCUGUCACUAUGAAAGCGGUCACAAAGAAUAUGACACAGGUCACCAAGGCACUGGACAAGGCGCUGGGUUCCAUGGACCUGCAGAAGGUGUCUGCUGUAAUGGAUAAGUUUGAGUCGCAGGUUCAGAACCUGGAUGUUCACACCUCAGUGAUGGAGGACUCGAUGAGCUCGGCCACCACACUGACCACGCCCCAGGACCAGGUGGAUGACCUCAUCGUCCAGAUAGCAGAGGAGAGUGGUCUGGAGGUGAUGGACCAGCUCAGCCAGCUGCCUGCAGGAGCCACCUCACUGGGAGAGAGCUCCUCACGCUCACAGCAGGAGAAGGAGGACCAGUUGUCCCGCAGGUUGGCUGCUUUGCGGAACUGAACAUAUCUCUCAACUAUUCGCCAGACAAAUGGAGGCUUGACAACUGCUUGGAAACAAACAGCGGAGAGCUGUGUGAUUCUAUCGAACUGUUCAUACCGUGAGGACCUAAUGAGCCUAUUGAUUUCCAUCCGCAUAUCUAUUUAUAUAUACACUCACACUGUGGUGCUGAAAAUACCACCUGAGAAGGCAUGGGUCCCCCUCUAUCUCUUCCCCCUCUUUCUCUGUCCAUCCCUCUCUUUUUCUGUUGCACAACAAUCUAUUUUUUCCACCUCUCAUUUUCCCUUUCCCAUAUCAGUCUUUCCGUCUCUCAAUCAUUGUCUUCUCUUAUUCAGGGAUCCCUCAAAUCAAAAUAAAGUGUUAUUUGUCACAUGCUUCGUAAAACAACAAUGCAGAGAAAAAAAAUAUCUCCCUUGGUUAGUUGUACUUGUGAAUUUCAGUACAUUGUCACAUGACACAUUUUUUGAUGUAUAUUUGAAUGGGGGGGUUUUCCUGAGAACAAGGGUUUUACAAAAUGUACAAAUAGUAUAUUGGAAAAAGGUGUUUUAAAACAGACAUAUUCAUGUAAUAUAGGGAAGCUUGGACCCCAGGGCACAGGUUUUCAACAGUUAUCUAUCUGGAUUUCGCCUAUCGGAUAGGAUUAAAUAUAAAAAUAGAAUGAAUAGAACGGACAAAUCAUUGACUUGAAUGGGGACUUAUUUUGAGUGCUCUGAUGUUUCCCAGUUUGCACUCUGUUCAGCACUAAACCACAGACACCUCUUGACCCACUGUAUUGACAACACUAACAAACAAAAUUAAGACACACUCUGUACUGUUUUUUCCCAACUCUUAAAAUAAAUGUCAUUAUUUCUGUAUAGAGGGGAGGACAAGUCUCAGUCAUACAUAUUUUUUUGUUUUCCUGAUUAUUUCUGUUCAAAUAUAUUGCUAAUUCAUGACUGUUAUUUUGCUUUGAAUAUGUAUGCCUUAUUGGGAUGCAGGUAUUUGCAUAGGUCUCCUCAGUGCCUGGAUGUAUCUAGUUAGAGAUAUAUUGAUUGAUCCUAUGUAAGGUUGUAAUAUCGAGGUUUUGGGACUAUAAGGUUCUAUCUGCAAAAAAUUUUUUUUGGAGAUAAUUGGCUUUAAAGUUCCGAACCCUCAUUGGUUUGAAGUGUGUUAGCAAAUUGUAUCUUGUAUUAUUUUUAACUUAACGACAUGAAUUGGGGUAUUUAGAGUGCUAUAUAGUUAUUGAACAGAACAAGGCUAUGUCAAUAACAAAACAUUUAAGAGUGCAGAUCCUUACAGUCCCAAGCUCUCGAAUGAUGUUGCCAUAUAACAAGGAUGUCCCCUUUCUGUCCACAUCACAUACAAACCAGAGAUUUGUCUUCUGUAGCAAAGACAUUUUGGGAAUAAAUUAAUUUCUUUCAUUUUA
Messenger RNA from Coregonus clupeaformis (lake whitefish), 2121 nucleotides. RefSeq names its product charged multivesicular body protein 1a. The record is from RefSeq and is a predicted model, not a curated record. The coding region runs from base 120 to 719 and encodes 199 amino acids. The transcript has 7 exons. NCBI's taxonomy places the organism in Eukaryota, Metazoa, Chordata, Actinopteri, Salmoniformes, Salmonidae. Gene Ontology annotation, biological process: protein transport; endosome transport via multivesicular body sorting pathway; late endosome to vacuole transport. Gene Ontology annotation, cellular component: ESCRT III complex; multivesicular body.